GACACGGACACGCUGCCAUCAUCAGGGAAGAAGGAAUCCAAUCUGGUUUCACGCUCUGUUCAUCGCAUUGCUUGCCAGGCCAUCAAUUGUUGCGUGAGUGAUGGCUGCAUCGAUGGAAUUCAAUUCAAUCCAAGAACACACCCAUCAACCACCCAUCAAACCAGACUUACAACUUACUUGUCUUUCAAGUGAUCUUCUCCAUUGAAAUCCUAAGUGAAAGAUAUCAAGUUCCGCAAAAGAAAGCAUUCUAUUGCAAUUCAAGAUGAGCGCCAGUAUGAGCGCAAGUCUGAGCGAUACCGGCAGUGAAGGCAGUCUGUUGGACGAAGAGCGUCCCUUUUUGGUGUCUUGCAGUACUACUUCCACAAGUACGACAAGCUCUACCAGAACCAACAGUCCAACCAUGAUGACAACAACUUCCAUCAUUUCCACUACUGUGGCGGAAGACCAAGAAGACGCCGCUUGUUCUGCGGCAGCCCAAGCAUUGCUGAGUCGUCAAUUGAGCGUGUCGCAUCGCAUGCGUGUCUUGACAUUCUUUGCGGCCAUUGGCGGAUUCCUGAGUGGCUAUAAUACCGGUGUCAUUGCCGGCGCUCUAUUGCCACUCAAACGAGUCUUUGAUUUGAGCAGUGAACAAGAAGAAGCCAUUGUCAGUGCGACGAUUGUGAGUGCUUGCAUCGCCAGUAUUGUGGGAGGAACCCUCAAUACGUACCACGGACGACGGGGGACGCUGUUGCUGGCCGCCGCCAUUUUCACGGGAGGCGCACUGUUGUUGUGGACGGCACAGAAUUACACUUGUAUCUUGAUUGGUGAAAUUCUGUUGGGCAUUGGCAUUGGAUUGGAAAGUCUCACAUCGCCCCUCUAUAUUGCCGAAGUGGCCAAACCUAGUAUGCGCGGCAAACUUGUGUCGGCAUAUGCCCUCAUGAUGUGCAUGGGACAGUUUGUAGCGGGAAUCAUGGAUGGUGUCUAUGCACAUCUACUGCCCGAUGGAUGGGCGUGGAGGGCCAUGUUUGGAACGGCCAUGGUGCCCGGCAUGGUCAUGUUUACCGGGUUUCUAGGAUUGCCCGAAUCACCCAGUUGGCUCAUGAUGGCAUCUACUUCUACCAACAAUACAAGUUGUAGUAUGGAGCAACAAGCAUUCACUAUACUACAGUCCGUUCGUGACACGGAUCAAGAAGUGGAACUCGAACUGCAGUCGUUACGACAAACGGCUCGUCAUGUUACCACUACUACACAAGACGACAACAACGACAACACUCCUCACAAUCACAAGACUUCCAUUCUCACUAGUUUCACACAAAUGACUCGAGACGUGGCCACUCGCAAUGCCCUCUUGGUGGGAUGUGGACUCAUGAUUCUCCAACAAAUCUGUGGCGUCAAUGGUGUACUCUACUAUGCCGCCAGUGUCUACGAAAUGGCAGGAUUUGAUGAACUCACCAGUAUUUGGUUGUCCGCCUUUACGGCAUUUGCACAAAUCAUUGGAUUGGCACUGGCGGUGGUACUCAUUGAAACGGCGGGGCGGCGUGUCCUCGUCCUCACGUCAUUGUGUGGCAUUGGAUUGGCAUCGCUGGGAUUGGGAUAUUCCUUUUAUGCCGCCCGUAUCUACUCGCCAUCCACUCUCUAUAUUGAUCCCGCGUGUGCGGCACAACCCGCACUUGUCUGGGAUGGCAUUACUCGCAAUUGUUGGGAUUGUACCUCCAUUCCCGGAUGUGGAUUCUGUGGCAAUGCCUGUGUUCGAGGCACGCCCGAUGGACCCCUAUUUAUGGCGGGUGAAUCGCAAUUCUCGUGUCCUGCCGAUACGGAUUGGUCCUACAAUGUCUGUGAAAAUCCCUACGGAUACCUGUCGGUGGUAUUCAUGGUCGUCUACCUGAUUGUCUUUGGUAUGGGCAUGGCAGGAUUGCCAUGGACCGUCAAUUCCGAAAUUUAUCCCGUGCGGUUCCGAUCCCUCGCCGUUUCCUUUUCGACGGGGACCAAUUGGCUCUCCAAUUUGUUGGUGUCGUCCACCUUUCUGACCAUUAACAGCCCCGCCGUCCUGACCAGUUAUGGAUCCUUCUAUCUGUAUGCGACACUGUGCUUUGUGGGAGCCGCCACCAUGUACGUGUAUCUGCCAGAAACCAAGGGACUUUCCAUGGCACAAAUUGAAGUGGCAUUUGAACAUCUCGGAAGUAGGGACAACAUGACAUCAUCAACAACCAUUACUGGCGAACAAGCACCCCUACUUUCUUCCCACAAGUAUGAUAUCGAUCCACAAACGGGUGCCUUUGGAACUUGCAAAAGCACGUCUUAUGGAACUAGCAGCAAACAGGGCGAUGCCACGGUGCAAACCUGCGAUUCUUCCGAUGCCGAAACACCGCCCGAGCCGCUCUAGUAAUGAUAUACACAUACACACGAUAGCAUUCGCAAACUACAACAAGCAACAACGACAAGUCAAGUCAGUGGAAACACAGCCAGUCAAGUCAGUCAGUCAGUCACCAAAUGAUGGACGCCGCAGCAUCAUUGGGGCACCAACCACACUAAACAACAUCCACACGAACACACUCUCAUAAUCCUUCCUUCCUUUCGUCGGUACUACACUGGAGACCUUACUCCGCUGCAACCGCCACAAUCCAAGCCAAGAACUCCCCAAACCAAGCAGGCCUUCGGCAAUCCAAACAAAACGUCGUGUCGCACCAGGCAAGACAGAGCAGGCCCACAAGGGGAGACGACCAAGGGCAAUCCAAUCAACAAGCAAACGUACAACAUUACAGCCAUGGCAAUGGACAGAAAAGCAAGAACACCACUACAGGACACAUCCACAUUCAUUGUACAAGUUAGAGAUCUUUAUACUCCUGGAAUAUUAAUUAAUUCUAUGCAUAGAUUCAAAGAUAAUACAGACAGUUACAUGUACUA
Seminavis robusta is the source of this 2883-nucleotide messenger RNA. The record is from the annotation of a GenBank genome assembly. NCBI's taxonomy places the organism in Eukaryota, Bacillariophyta, Bacillariophyceae, Naviculales, Naviculaceae.